AUGGCUGAAGUACCAGAGGAUUACGAUUCCGGCCCCGAUGAAAGUGAAGACCUGGAGUCUGGGAAACCACAACUGCCAGAGCUUCUUAAAAUAGCUGAAGAUGCCGAACCAGACGCAACGGCAGAGGCAGACCCGAAGCUCCAUGAAGGGAUGGAUCAAGAGCCACAGCCAGAGACGGAGGAAGAUAACUUCAAACACCUGGCGCAAGAGAGUCCUAAGAAUAUACACCUACACCAAAAACCAACCAGGACAUCCGAGGAAGAGAUUGCCAAGGAGUCAGAGAUAGAUACAGGGAUUCCCCAAGAAGUAAUGUCGGAAGCAUCCAGAGGGAUGGUAGGAGAGCUUUUCAAGGAUUUUGAGGCCCAUAUGGAUGAAAAGCAGGGGAAGCCAGACCUAGAGCCACCAGAGGAGGCCACGCUAGAUGUUACAGAGGAUGUCUUCAUAGAGUCAGCUAAGGAAACAGAUCUAGAGUUACAAAAGGAAACAGAGUCUGAGGUUCCAAGGGCCACAACUGAUGAGACAGGGUUAGAGUUACUGGAGGAGACCAAACCAGGGGUUUCAGAGGACUUACUUAGAGAGCAAAAUGAAGAGUCAAGUCUAGAACCUGCAGAGCAGACCAAACCUGAAUUUCCAAGUGAGAAACCAAGAAAAUCAAUUGAAGAGGCAGUUCUACAGCCACAAAAGUCGACCACACCAGAGUUUCCAGAGGAGACACAAACAAAGUCACAUCAGGAGAAAAGGAGAGAGCCAUCUGAGCAGACCGGACUGGAGUUUACAGAAGAGAAACCAAGAAAGUCUACGGAGGUGGCAGGUCUAGAGUCUCCAAAAGAGAUUAAGCCAGGGGUUUCCCAGGAAUCAGGAAGAAAACCAACUGAGGAAGGGACUGAGCCAUCUGAGCAGACUAAACAAGAGUUUCCAGACCAGAAACCUAGUAAGUACACUGAGGACACACAAAGAAAGUCAACUGAAGAGAAAGUUUCAGAGGCACUAGAAGAGAUCGAAUCAGAGUUUCCUGAGGAAAAAGCAAGAAAACCUAUUGAGGAAAUAGGUCUAGAGUUACCAGAAAAGACCAAAUCAGAAAUUCAGGAAGAGAUACAAAGAAAAUCAACUAUGGAGGAAGUUCUAGAACCACCAGAAGAUACUGAACCAACAGUUCAAAAAAAUAAGAAGAGAAAAUCAGUUAAGGAGACAGGGCUAGCACCACCACAGAAGUCCAAAUCAGAGGACACACUAAAAGAGUCAACUAAACAGGCAGGUCUAGAUCCUCCAGAACAGACUGUACCAGAGGUUACAAAGGAAGAACCAAAGACACAAAGUAAAUUGACUGAGAACACAGGUCAAGUGCCACCACAGAAGACCAAACCAGAGGCUCAAGAGGAGACACAAACAGAACCAACUAAGGAUAGAGAUUUAAAGUUACCAGAUAAAGCCAAACCACAACGUAGACAAGAGACAUAUAAAGAAUUUGCCAAGGAAGAUAGGUCAGAAUCAAUCAAAUUUAAGCAUUUUGCAGACAAAAAUGAGCUAGAGGAUUCUGACUAUGAAGAACAGUUGUUAGUAAAAGAAACUAAAAAAGUUAUGAAAGACUCUAUGUUAGGAUCUCUAGAGGUAAGAGAAGUAAACUCAGUAAAUACAGAUUAUCAGUUUUCAGAAGGACCUCCAAUGCUGGACGAGCUUGUUGAUACCAGUAAUGACUUAUAUCUCUCAGAGUCUCAGAGGGAUUUAAGAGAGUCUCUAAAGUUGAAGAAACUGGUACGCGAAGAUGAAGAAACCCAGCCAAAAAAAAGGAUUGAGCUACAAUUUGAGUAUCUUAAAUGGAGCCCAGAAAAAGUUGCAGAGUGGAUUAGCAAGUUAGGAUUCCCUCAAUACAAGGAGUGUUUUACCACAAACUUCAUCAGUGGCCGAAAACUCAUCCAUGUAAACUGCUCAAACCUCCCUCAGAUGGGGAUAACAGAUUUCGAGGACAUGAAGGUCAUUUCUCGGCACACACGGGAGCUCCUGGGAAUUGAAGAACCAUUAUUUAAUCGCAGCAUCAGUCUUCCCUAUAGGGACAAUAUUGGCUUAUUUUUAGAACAAAAAGGUCAUACUGGGGUAAAAUCUGAUUCCUUGACCUUAGCAGAAUUUGUGCAAACAGCAAGAUUACAAGAUUAUGAACCACAAAUAACUGUCCCUGACUUGAAUGAGGCAUUAUAUUAUUCUGAGCCAUAA
This is a messenger RNA of Pteronotus mesoamericanus, 2208 nucleotides long. It is a transcript of the gene SAMD15, whose product is annotated as sterile alpha motif domain containing 15. The record is from RefSeq and is a predicted model, not a curated record. Gene Ontology annotation, molecular function: protein binding. The transcript is spliced from 3 exons. Bases 1 to 2208 code for a protein of 735 amino acids. Lineage: Eukaryota; Metazoa; Chordata; Mammalia; Chiroptera; Mormoopidae.